This is a messenger RNA of Entrophospora candida, 384 nucleotides long. The record is from the annotation of a GenBank genome assembly. Lineage: Eukaryota; Fungi; Glomeromycota; Glomeromycetes; Entrophosporales; Entrophosporaceae.
AUGACUUUACAGAAUGAGGUAAUCGCGAAUUUACAUGACCUCAGUCAACAAAAAGUUUCACAUUUUUAUCGAUCAGCUCCAUUUAAGAUACCCGAACUGAUUUAUUCAUCUCUGGAAUCUAAAAAAGAUGAGCUAUUUCUUUAUGAUGAAGUCAUUAAUAUAAUUAAAAAAGAAAGGGUCUUUGGUUCUGCAUUCCUAGAGCUAAGACAAGAAGAUCUUGAAAGAUGGGGAAUGUCAGGUGGGCCAACUAAAAUCAUAGUAAAAUUGAUUAGAGGGAUUAAGAACAAAAAACAAGGAAAAUCAGAAGUUUCAAGAUAUACUAAUUUAUGCAAUCCUUACUCACAAAAGUUGUUAUAUUCUUGUGCUGAAGAAAUAUGGAAAUGA